GUAACUUUCGUUACGAGGGAGGCGUGUUUAUUCAUACACGCAACUAUCUGGAUAUAAUGUAAAUGGAAGAAGAUAAUUUACCAUCAUCGUCGUUAAUUUUGCCGGCUCCCAAGAGGAAGAUAAACAAGAAAAUAUGGCCUUACUUCAUUAUUGUGAUUUACGUCUUGAUCAUUAUACUGUCUAUCGCCCUGUUGUUACAUAUGUAUACUAUUCAGGAAACAAAAUUUCAAAAAAGUUGCCCACUAUUUGGCCAUCCCGAUGUGGAAAAGCUGAAAAAUGAUUCCUUCAGUUUUAAUACAGAUGAAAACGAAUUCCAAUGGGGAUCGGACAGUUAUUGCAAAUUUUCCUUUUUUACGGCCACAUUUUCCACCUUAGUGGCUUUUAUAUGGUGCUGGUUUUUCUUUUAUUCUCAAUGCGAUCACGCUUUAGGAGAGGAAAACUUUGGCAGGGAUAAUGAGCAGCGAUGCCUAUUGUUGCCGGCCAACAUAUCUGCCCUCGUCAUGUCUUUUUUAUGUCUGGCACAAAGUGCCAUUAUUGUAAGGGGAAUCACGCAGUUUUGCGACCAUCUAUCCGAGACUCCUGCUAAAAGUUGUCAAAGUGCCAGUGACUUAAGCUGGGAAUAUUUCAACGACUUGAAAGGAUUUUAUACAAUUUUUCAAUUUUUAUUGAAAUCUUCAUCACUCCAAGACGUUAUAACGAGUACGAUUACGGAACGUUACAAUCGAUAAACUAUGCCAGAAUGAUUUAUAUUAGUGCUUAUUCUGUAUUCUGUAUAAAAACUGUGACUUGGUGAAUAAAUAAACCCAUAAACAAGCUUAAUUAUAUAUACGUAUAAGUACAUAUGUUAUUGCUAUAAUUAGAAUAUAAUUACUUCGUUUGUAAUCGCGUUGCCGUGCGUAUUAGGCUAUAUAUGCAUAAAGAUUAACAUAAAUUAAAUUUUUGACAAUAUACAGAACAAUGACCUCAAAUGAUCGGUAUUUCAGGAUACUUUAAUAUAUAUACAUCUUUUUAUUUUUCAAUUGUUUAAAAGUGGAUCACUUAAUAGUGGAGAGAAUAAAAUUAUAUAUAAAAUGGUGAUUUUAUUUGGCUUUUAAAAAUAAAAUUUUAUGUGUUACAAACAUAAUAUCAGAAUAUGAUUAAAACUGCUGUUUAAACAUAAAAGUUUAAUAAAUAUGGAAUGCGGAAUUCAUUUGACAGGACACAAAACACCUGAAAAUGUUUGGGUAUCAACUUACAAACGGCUGUUUAUUUCCAGUCACGAUUCUGAAAUAUUUAAUCGUUUUAUUGACUAUUACGUUAAAAUUCUCAAAUUUCAAAAUGCUUUUUUUAUUUCAAAAAAGAUAAUUUAAAGUUUUAUUUAAAAAAGCAGGUAAUAAAGACACAUAAUUUGCUCAUAUAUGCGUCUUUUUUGAGACACGUACGUAAAGCUACUUAAAAGAAUUUAAGAAGGAUUUUUAUCUGUUUGAGUUAAUAGUAUAAACGUAGAGAUCAUAUUGAUUUUUCUAACACGCAAGCCUUAAUAAAAAUGUUAUGUUGAAAGGAAUUUUAUUGAAAAAUACUUUUGCAUCGCCACUUUUAAGAACCGAAAGAUGAAAUCGGCAUUUUUCAAAAUUUAGAAACAAAACGAUGAGGUUUUAUAUAUAAUAUGGAGAAGUUUGAGGUAAAAUAAGUAACUUACUUUCUAAAAGUCAGUCAGAUAUAUUUUAAAAUUAUUCUAUAAUAAUGCCUCUUUUGUGUCUUAUUCUCAUACAGAGCAGUGUUAAUUAGUAAUUUUCAUUCCUUCGUCAGUAUUAUUAAUAUUAAAAAGUAUUCAGUAUCAUUAAUCAUUAUCACUUUCUUCCGAAUAUUCGUGAAAAAAAUUGUUUUUAAUUUAUGUUGAAUUAACUAAUAGAUUCUCGUUUACUUGAUAAUAGCAAUGAUAGGAGUUUUUUAAAUUAUCAUUGGAGUUAUUCGUAUAUUUUAUUAUGUUAUAAUAAUAUAAAAAGAUAGCCGUUUAAACUUGCCUUGGGAGUACAGUAUUUUGUAUGAUUAGAUCGGGGUUCUCAACCUUUUUCAUGUAAA
Centruroides sculpturatus (bark scorpion) is the source of this 2061-nucleotide messenger RNA. Its product is annotated as transmembrane protein 179-like. Lineage: Eukaryota; Metazoa; Arthropoda; Arachnida; Scorpiones; Buthidae. The transcript has 4 exons. The record is from RefSeq and is a predicted model, not a curated record. The coding region runs from base 63 to 728 and encodes 221 amino acids.